This is a messenger RNA of Trichoderma gamsii, 2397 nucleotides long. RefSeq lists its product as hypothetical. The transcript is spliced from 4 exons. Gene Ontology annotation, molecular function: oligopeptide transmembrane transporter activity. Bases 1 to 2397 code for a protein of 798 amino acids. The record is from RefSeq and is a predicted model, not a curated record. Lineage: Eukaryota; Fungi; Ascomycota; Sordariomycetes; Hypocreales; Hypocreaceae. Gene Ontology annotation, biological process: transmembrane transport.
AUGUUGCCGUCCAUCUUCCGCCGGCGCCAUGAGCCGGAGGAGAUCACCCCGAUUCCCGGCCCACUGGAGACUGACACGCCUGGCUUGCAGCAUCUCCAGCAUCUGCAGCAGUUUGAAAAGGCUCACAAGCUCGACCCCAACCUGCCCAUUGACGACCUCAACGAUGUCGACGCUGCUAUUGCCACGGGCAAUGCCGAGAAGGGCAUCGAGAUUGAGCAUGCCCUGAUGGAAGACAACAGCCCCUACCCUGAGGUACGAGCAGUUGUCCGAAACUACGAUGUCGACGUCCCUGCCAACACCAUUCGCGCCUGGGUCAUCGGCCUGAUUCUCUGUACCGUCGGCUCUGGAGUCAACAUGCUCUUCUCCCUUCGCAAUCCCAGCAUCGCCAUCACGACGUACGUCAUUCAGCUGAUUGCCUAUCCCAUCGGCCGCGGCUGGGACUUGAUCAUGCCGGACAAGGAGUGGAAGCUCUUUGGCCUCAAGUUCAAUCUGCGACCUGGCAAGUUCAACCACAAGGAGCAUGUUGUCAUCGUGGCCAUGUCCAACGCUGCCUAUGGUGGUGGUGUAUUGUAUGCCACCGACGUCCUUCUGGCUCAACGUCUGUGGUACAAGCAGGAUUUCGGCUGGGCAUUCCAGCUCCUGUUUGGCAUCACCACGCUUUGUACUGGAUAUGGCCUGGCUGGCCUAGCUCGUCGCUUCCUGGUCUGGCCCGCCGCCAUGAUCUGGCCCGCCGACUUGGUCAACGUCGCCCUCUUCUACAGCUUGCACGAUCACUCGCCAUCUGACCCGACAAAGACCAACGGCUGGAAAAUCGGCCGCUACAAGCUGUUCCUCAUUGUAGGUUCCGGUGCCUUUAUCUGGUACUGGUUCCCCGGCUGGAUCUUCAAGGGCCUGUCUUCUUUUGCUUGGAUUUGCUGGGUUGCGCCCAACAGUGUCGUUGUCCAAAAGAUCUUUGGUCCGGCUCACGGAUAUGGCCUCAUGCCCACCUCGUUCGACUGGUCUGUAUACAGCGGUUUCUUGGGCUCUCCUCUGAUCCCUCCUUUCCACGCCAUCGCCAACGUGCUCGGUGGCAUCAUCGUCUUCUUCGUCGUCAUUUCCAUGGGAAUCCACUUCAGCGGCACCUGGUACUCUGAUUAUUUCCCCGUUCAGUCAUCUGAGUCGUACGACAACCUCGGCCAGAUUUACAAUGUUUCGCGAAUCCUUGGAAGCGACCUGAACUUUAACGAGACAGCAUACAAGGAGUACUCUCCUCUCUUUUUGUCGACGCAAUUUGCCCUCGCCUAUGGACUGUCGUUUGCCGCCGUUUCUGCCGUGCUCAUCCAUGUCGGUCUUUACCAUGGCAAAGAGAUCUGGAAGCAGUUCAAGAUGGCUCGUCAUCAGGAGGACGACGUUCAUAUGCGACUGAUGAAGAAAUACCGAGAUGCUGAAGAAUGGUGGUAUGCCGUCUUGUUCGUCGUUAUGGUUGCCAUCUCCUUUGGCGUAGUUGCUGGUUGGGACACUGGCUUUCCGGCCUGGGCUUUCGUUGUCUGCUUACUGCUUCCGAUAAUAUGGAUUAUCCCCAUCGGCAUCGUUCAGGCCAUCACCAACAUCCAGCUCGGCCUGAACGUUCUUACCGAGUUCAUCAUUGGUUAUAUGGUGCCUGGCCGGCCCCUUGCCAUGAUGAUGUUCAAGAAUUAUGGCUAUGUCUCCAUGGCUCAGGCCUUGUACUUUGCUCAAGAUCUGAAGCUCGGACAUUACAUGAAAGUGCCUCCUCGUGUCAUGUUCACCUCGCAACUCAUCGCCUCUGUGUGGUCUGCAAUUGUGCAGGUUGUCGUCAUGAACUGGGCCCUUGGCCAUAUCCCCAACGUCUGCGCCGUGGAUCAAGAGAACAGUUAUACAUGCCCAGGUGGCCGUGUCUUUUACACCGCUUCAAUCAUCUGGGGCGCCAUUGGCCCUGCCCGAAUCUUUAGCCAUGGAGCUCUCUAUUCUUCCUUGCAGUGGUUUUGGCUUGUUGGUGCCAUUGCGCCCAUUGCCACUUGGCUUUUGGCCCGUCGCUGGCCCAGAUCUUUCUGGCGCUAUGUUAGCUCUCCAGUCAUCUUUGGAGGCGUUGGCUUGCUUCCCCCUGCGACUGUCAACAUCUAUCUCUGCUGGGGUAUCUGCGGCAUUGUCUUCAACUAUUUCAUCCGACGGAGAUACACUGGUUGGUGGCUGCAGUACAACUACAUCACCUCGGCAGCGCUGGAUUGCGGCCUCAUCAUAUCCACACUGCUGAUUUUCUUCACGCUGUACUUGACCAACAUGAACAGCCCUAGUUGGUGGGGUAAUGAUGGAGCUGUGAAUACCAUGGACUUUGUAGGGACUGCAAUUUCCAAGCAUGUACCUGCCGGCGAGAUUAUCGGACCAAAGGAAUGGUUGUAA